Trifolium pratense (red clover) is the source of this 268-nucleotide messenger RNA. RefSeq names its product late embryogenesis abundant protein 2-like. The coding region runs from base 61 to 261 and encodes 66 amino acids. The record is from RefSeq and is a predicted model, not a curated record. NCBI's taxonomy places the organism in Eukaryota, Viridiplantae, Streptophyta, Magnoliopsida, Fabales, Fabaceae. The transcript has 3 exons.
UAAAUCUUCACUUCAUAUUCAUUCAUUCAGUUUAUAACUCAACAGUUUCAUAUUAUCAAGAUGGACUCACAACAACAAAUGAGCUACAAUGCUGGACAAGCCAAGGGCCAAACCGAGGAAAAGGCAAGUACCAUGAUGGACAAGGCUAGCAAUGCUGCUCAAUCUGCAAAAGAAUCCAUCCAACAUGCUGGAGAGCAAGCAAAGGCUACAGCACAAGGAGCUGCUGAUGCUGUGAAGAAUGCAACAGGGACAAACAACUAAUUGCAAU